ACUCCUAAAAUGCUCUCUCUUCUAUCAUUCUCCAUUGCUGCCCCUCUUUCUUCUUCAUCAGGUUCCCUCUUCCAAAACCCCACCAUAAAGAAACUCUCUCUUUUUCUUUUUCUUUUCUUAUUCAACCUACUAUACCUUUUCCUUUUGCUGUCUGAUCAACAAACUACUUGGCUCACUCACUCACUCACUCACUCACUCUUUUUUCACGCCUAACUUCAUUUUCACUACUUCUUAUUCGAUCUCCUUCCCCAGAACAAGAGCAGCAUCCAUGACGGCCUGUUUUAGCUUCACUGAAUCGCGAGACAGGUGCUACCGGUACAGCUUCUCGCAGGCCGGAUUCCGAUCGUCGACCACGGACCUUGGCGACGGAACGAUCAUGCACUGUUGGAUACCCAAAGCCCACGACGAAACCAAGCGCACGGUGGUGCUGAUUCACGGAAUCGGCGCCAAUGCAAUGUGGCAAUGGAAUUACUUCGCACAGCGGCUACUGCCCCGGUUCAACGUCUACGUGCCGGACCUCCUGUUCUUUGGAGAUUCCUACACGACCCGACCCGAGCGCUCAGAGUCGUUCCAGGCCCGCUGCGUGAUGGGCCUGAUGGAGGCCCAUGGAGUCCGUAGGAUGAGCGUGGCGGGAAUCAGUUACGGGGGUUUUGUAGGCUACAGCAUGGCGGCGCAGUUUAAGGAGAGAGUGGAGAGGAUGGUGCUAUGCUGCGCCGGGGUGUGUUUGGAGGCGGAGGACAUGGACCGCGGACUGUUUAAGGUGAAGAGCGUCCAUGAGGCCACCGGCAUUUUAUUUCCGCAAACGCCGGCUAAACUCAGACAGCUUUUGCACCUCGCCUUCUAUAACCCGCCUAAAGGAGUCCCCUCGUUCUUUCCUUGGUUUCAUGCACAGGUUAUGUGUACAGAAUACAUUCAAGAGAGGAAAGAACUGGUCCAAGCAUUACACAAGGAUAGAAAGCUCUCCGAUCUUCCCAAGAUAACCCAGCCAACAUUAAUAAUCUGGGGAGAACAUGACCAGAUUUUCCCACUGGAAUUGGCACACAGAUUGAAAAGCCAUCUUGGGGAUAAUGCACAGCUGGUAAUCAUUAAGAAGGCAGGGCAUGCAGUCAAUGUGGAGAAACCAAAAGAAAUGUACAGGCAUUUGAAGUCUUUCCUGGUCGAUCCAUUGCCGCCUUCACUUGAGAAAGGAAACCACAGAAAUGGCUGCAAGACAGAUUAAAAGGAAUGGUGAGGGAAAAAAAGGUAUACCGAAAAAAGAAAGACCCGAACAAAGAGAAUUCUAUCUGGUUUUCCUGCUAAUCUAAGUUGAGCCCUUCUUUGCGUGACUUUGUUGUUUUUUGUUGUGGAUCGACAUGAAGAGUUUGGAGUUUGUGACCAAAGCUGUAUUUAAAAUACACGUAAACAAACACUGGAAGCGGGAGGCACCUCUUGCUAAGAUUGAGAUUGAGAUUGCUUUGCUGGUUACAUGCGGAAUCCGAUUCCACAAACCUGACCUCUAGUUUGCUUAUUUCUCAGUGCAAAAUAUUUGGUAUUGUUAGUUGGUCAUGGGCUAAAUUGGCAUGCAGCCAAAUAGUUAAAUUUGGUGAAAGCUCAUUUUGAGAUUCUUGGUGAAGCUGAUUUUUUUAUCCGAGCAGUAUUAUACCCAUGAUUCAUAUGUACUAAUUAAGCUACAGUUUGUUUAGAUAAUUAUGAUUGUUGUAGGAAUCUAUGUGAUUCUUAACAUGGAGGCUAUAUAUAUUUGGUUCAAAUUCAUUCCUAAUGUUUUAUCAUAAUUGUCAUGUAGUCUUGAUAUGGUGCCAGUGGAUUUCUUUAAUGAUUAGUUCAAUUGUCAUGUAGUCAUGUUUUUGAAUUAUUUAAGGAUACGUCUCUGAUUUUUGCGAGCUGAGGAGAAACAGA
Molecule: messenger RNA, 1896 nt
Organism: Carica papaya (papaya)
Lineage: Eukaryota; Viridiplantae; Streptophyta; Magnoliopsida; Brassicales; Caricaceae
Source: RefSeq, a predicted model, not a curated record